AGAGUGUCACGUGACCUCGCCUACACAGGAUGUCCACGCAGGGAGAGUAGCGACGUGUGGAGCACACGGUCAGGUCCUGGAGCGGGAUCCAGCAGGAAAGUUAAAGAAAAGGUUUAGGAGCGACAAUAUUUCAACACACAACUAUUGUUAGGCAAAACUGCACCUUCUGUCUCACGGGUGCUGGUAAAUUUUAGCAUUUAACUGUUGCAUUUUUUUUUCUUAAUCAAAGUAAAGGCACACAAACGUUAGUCUCGUUUGUCGCUGGUUUUGCUUUCCUUUAACGCUGAUGAUCCUGCAAGACGUCCGUGCCCACGCAUUGCCUCUCAUUCAUCUGGCAGAGGAGAGGAGCCUGUGUCCGAGGAUAACAAUGAAGCACUGUGUCCGACACAAUGCAGCAAGAUGCUACGAGGGGCGAUACUCUUUCUCACAAGAUCAGGGACGUUUUCCUCGAUUGCAGCGAGAGACCAUCUAAAAGAAUGAAGUUUUAGCCUCUGCAUGACAAGCUAUGACCAACGCUCACACUAGACUCUAGACGUCCCAUUACAAAGCCAGGACUUAAGAAUGAAGACCAAAUAUGCAGUCAUCUUCAUCUGUAUUGUUGCCCUGGUCAUCAUCGAAAAGGAAAGCAACAUCCUGUCAAGGGUAUCUGAUAAGCUGAUCCAGAGGCAGAGUCCACAGCAGACCACACAGGCUACACUGGACUACAGCAACCUAACACCAAAAGUCUCCUUGACUGUGCUCAAAAUGCUGCUCUCAAGACUAACUGGCACAAAGAGGAAUUAUCCAAAUGUCUUUGAUGGUUCAUGUAAUUACAGCUGCAGCGGCGGCUGUAAGCACAUAUUGCUCUUGGCCACCACACGAACAGGGUCCUCAUUUGUGGGGGAAUUUUUCAACCAGCAUGGGGAGAACAUGUUCUAUCUGUUUGAGCCUUUGUGGCAUGUUGAGCGCAUGUUGACAACAGCCACAGAGGCAAACAAUGGGACAGUGUUGGCAGGAAUCUACCGGGAUGUCCUCCAGCGGCUCUUCCUGUGUGAUUUCUCUCCUCUUGAGAAGUUCAUCUCUCCCCCACCUCAGGACCAUGUCACCCCGGCUCUUUUCCGCAGAGAGUCUAGUUUAUCACUCUGUGAAGAACCUGUCUGCACUCCUGUAAUCAAAGAUGUCUUUGAGAGGUAUCACUGUAAAACCCGUCGCUGUGGGCCGCUGAACCUGACUCUUGCAUCUGAAUCCUGCCUUUCCAAACAACACCAUGCCAUUAAAACUGUCCGUGUGCGCCAGCUGGACACAUUGCAGCCUUUGGUGGAGGACCCUCGCCUGGACGUGAGAGUGAUCCAACUAGUCCGAGAUCCACGGGCCAUCUUAGCAUCCCGCAUGGUGGCUUUCUCUUCAAAGUACCAGACGUGGAAAGCCUGGGCGCUGGACGGCCAGGUGCCUGAAGACGACGAGGAGGUGAAGAGACUCAAAGGAAACUGUGACAACAUUAGGAUGUCUGCGGAAGUGGGGCUGAGCCAACCUCGCUGGCUGAGGAGCCGCUACAUGUUGGUCCGUUAUGAGGAUAUUGCCCGCUACCCUAUGCAGAAGGCAGAGGAGAUGUACAGGUUCACAGGGAUACCAUUUAGUCCCCAGGCUAGGGAGUGGAUUCUGAGGAACACGCAGACCACACAGGAGGCUAGCGGGAUUUACUCCACCCAGAAGAACUCCUCAGAGCAGGCAGAGAAAUGGAGAUUUAGCAUUCCCUUUACACUGGCUCAGGUAGUGCAAAGAGUCUGUGGACCCACCAUGAAACUAUUUGGGUACAGGUUUGUGGAUGAUGAAAAGACCCUGAUCGAUAAGUCUGUCAGUUUGCUUGAGGAAAGAAUGUUUCACUAGUCUUGGCAAAUGUAGCUGUGAAUUUGCAAAACACAAUACACAAUGGUUUGGAGUCAGGAGAAGAUAUUAUUGCACAGACCAAAACUAGUUAGCAAAACAGCAUGCCAUACAAUACAAAGCCAUACAAUAUUAUUCCUACUCACCAAUGACGUGCUCCAUUGUAACAAGUUAGAGCCACUUGAUAAAGAGAAGUAGGCCUAUUUAUUUGCAUACUGUGUUUACUGAACAGCUUGGUACUAAGGUUUAUGAGUUUCAUUCAGAUGAAAUGAGCAUAGAUGUCAAGUUGAUGAGAGGUACUUUUGAUGGUUGAUUGUGAUGUUCAGUGAUUUAGUGAAAAUGUUGUGUAUACGUUUUGUUUGUGUGCGUCUGAAAAAGAGUGUCUCUCCAUAUGGUUUAUGAUGUUAGUGCUGAAAGAAUAAGGACGGUGACAUUAUGUUUUUGUUAUUGUUAAUAAAUCCAAAGAGACUAAAACUAACAAUGAAUUGCAUGUACCAAGGUUUUUGAAUCCAGAUCCCAGUUUAGCUUAUUUAUCUGUGUUCCUUGCUCAUGGAAUGAGGUAUAUGUAGGGACUGGGGAUGUACCUACUUGAGAUGUACCCAUAUACCUUCAGAGUUGUUCAAGCACUAGUAAAAAGACAUAAAUUAGUAAAACUGUUACACUGGGUGACAUGUUUCUUCAUUAUGACAGAUAUGGGUGCAGACAUUUAUCAGUAAACAUCUCCACAAGGCCAUCACUUUGACAGGGUACAUCACAAGUCUCAUAUCGUUCCUCGCUCUUCCAUCCUUGCUUGACCUGGAAGUCGUUCCUGUCAAGUAAGAAUGGAAGACAUUCCAAAACUCUUAUCUGCUCUGAGGAGCAAAGAGGCUGUCUGGAGGAGCCAUGAGUGAGGAUACAAGAGUACAUCCUCGGUGGAGAGCCUUUACGUCCGGACAAGCUGCUUUAAUGAAAAUCAGAUGGUGAUUGGACACUUCAGAUAAAGGAUGAGAGGAAACGAUGUCUCCCGUCUCUAAAAAUGUGCUUCCUCAGUUCCUCUCUCUUUUGAUUUGGUCCUUACCUCUUACGUGGGCGGAACAUGGAUACAUGGAAAAGACUAAAGUGAGGAAAAUAUGAAUGCAUAUAAUAGGGUUCGUCUCAAGUCUCUUAUUAGCACUUGCAUCAUAAGGCACGAGGAAAAAAUGCAAGGAAAAUAUGAGAAGCAGUUUAUAGAUCAACUACUGUGCCAAUAUUUUUUUGUAAUGAGGGAGCAUAAUGCUCACUUAUGUAAUUUUAAUAGUGCAGAUCUAUGGAAACUUAUGGCACAGAAAUUGGGUUCUCAAUGUAAAGACCUUACUGUUGGUAAAUGCAAUUCAAAGUUGGUUUUAGUCUCCUUAUGGGAUUUAACAGUAACUGGUCUUACUGCCUAGUUCAACCUUUUUUGUAUUGUAUAAACCUGCACUACACUAGGCAGCUGAUAGAAUCACUUUGGAUUAGACCUAGAUAUGCUUUGAUAAGGUUUUACAUAACUGACUCAGGUAAAGUGAAUUUGCAUUUUGUGGUCUUCAUGAGGAGUAUUCCUAUCUUCCCAACACUACACUGUGUGAAAAUGUAAUAUUGAUAUGUUUACCUAAAUGUCUUUUAAAGCAGAUGGCUAUAUAAUUCUCAUGAGAUUUUAUGAAAUGAGGUAACACUAAAGCGGAAAUAUACCUUACCUACAUGCCAGUGAGCCAUAUAUGAAAUAAUGUCUGUCUUAUUGCUGCCUCGCCUCUAAGUAAAAAGGCAAUUUAGAUGCCAUUUUACAAAAGCUGCUUCUCUGCUAAUAACUUGCUGCUUCUGUUGGCACGCCGCUCAGGAUCGUUAGGUGUAAAGCCACAGCCAUUCCAUUUAUGUCAGACAAGUAUGUUCAUGGCCACAUGAACAAAACUGUGAUGCAAGGAGUUUUUGCAUCACCUCCCAACUCAAAGUAAAAUCACCUGAAUUAUGAAGAGAGAUAUAUUCACCCACUGAAGUUAAAAUUGGACUGUUGUAUAAUAUGUUGAUGGUUUUGGUUACAGACAUUAUAUAAGAUGUAUGUAUGUAUGUAUGUAACUGUGUCAAAGUGGCCUAUCACUUUAAGUGCAACCAAGGUGCUGUUUCAUUAACUGUCACUCUUGAUGGUAUAUGAACGUAUCCACUGUGACUCUAGUUCAAUGACAGCAUUGUUCAGCUUGGCUGAGGCACUGCUGAAUCUGGCUUGCUACUCAUGGAAAGGAAUAUGUAUUAGAGGUACAUAUAGGAGUGCGCUUAUACUACUCUAGUGAUUUAAACAUAAAUAUGAAUACAUAACAGGUGGCAGGCCUUGAGUUGUGCAGAGCCAUAACCGAAUUUAAGCAGAAAGGAAUACUGUAAAAUACCAAGUGCAAAUGAAACCAUGGGUGUAGUCAGAGUAUGUACAGUUUACAACUAAUACUGAUGGCAUGAGUGGCAAUAAUAAAUUGGGAGCAAUAUCAUUUUGCAGUUAUUCCUCAACCAUAAAGUUAAACUGUAUGUUUCAAUGUAGAAAGUUGAUGAUGCAACCAUCUUAAAGACCUCAUGCUACUGUCAAGUUGAAUGAAGUUUUCAUGUUGAAAAAAGUAUCAAAACAUAAAUAGCAAAGCUGUUUUUAUGUCUUAAGUAUGAGUCAAGUUUCAUAUUUUGUCAAACAAAGUCUCAUCUCAAGUGUCAGUUCCUGAAGGCGUCCAAAUGUAGUGAUAACGCUUCAUCAACUAAGUGCUUCUUAGUUGCAAGUCUUUCAGGUUUCUGGAUGCUGACUAUUAAAAUGCCAUUGCAUUUAAAAAAGGUGCUUUCAAAGCAAUGUUAACAGAGUUUUGUAAUAAUAUAAUUUUUAAUAUGAUCACAUUGUAUCAUUGCAUGGGCCCAAUUAUGAUGAUCACAGCCUGUGAUUGAUUUAUUCAGGCACAACACUUCAUUAUUUUGCUUUCAAGUAAUGAGUCAAGUCAGAGUUUUAGUCAGUGUUAAGUACUCAUUUCAGUGACCUAAAUCUGACUUUAAUACAGCCGUUCUGUUGGAGUCUACAGAAACACUUUGCUGUCUGCCCAUACUCAGUGUUUUCAUUUCGCUAAAUUAAAUGUGUUGCUUUUGUGUCAUGCUAUUGCCUUUUUAAGCAUACAGUAUGAAAGUGGAGAAACUGAAUAUGCUGCAAGAGCAGUUUGAGAAAUGUCUUUAGAUGUUUUGAUGGUUUGGUGUGAGAACGUGUAACUUCAGGUUGCCAUUUUGACUGAGGUGACUGUGAUAAAUAAGUAAGUCUCAAACUCUCACUAAGGCAGAAGUUGUCAAAGUUAUGAGCUUCUUUAAUGACUUGCUGUUAGUGCUUUUCUUUUUACCAUCACAUUUUGGUUAUUUGUGCAGAAGAUUAUUUUCAAGCAUUUAUAAAUGUUUCAGUCAGAUGCAAAUCUUAUUUUGUUCUACUGAAAUGAUAAAUAAAUUGAUUCUUUUGUUGAAAAUGGUGCUUAGAAGCUAUAAAACCAUCAGUGUUUCUUUAACAUGUAAAUGCUGCUUCUGACAAAAUUAAAGUAAAAUGGACUUUUUAGCUGUUUGAGGGCCCAAAAUAGAUAAACAGUAGUUUUCCUUUUUACAUGUAACAUCAGACUGAAAUGCAGUUGAAAUGGUAAAUCUGCAAGUUUCCCAGCAGUAUGAAAGUCCCAUCAGCUGCCUGUGACAACUGUUUAGCAGAGGAACUAGAAGAGGGAGUUGCAGAGGAAGUGAUCUGGUACAAACUGAGUUUAUGGGUUCUUUAUUAUGUUAUAGCCUAACCU
This is a messenger RNA of Monopterus albus (swamp eel), 5636 nucleotides long. RefSeq names its product carbohydrate (chondroitin 6) sulfotransferase 3a (gene chst3a). Bases 562 to 1866 code for a protein of 434 amino acids. Gene Ontology annotation, cellular component: Golgi membrane. Gene Ontology annotation, biological process: carbohydrate metabolic process; N-acetylglucosamine metabolic process. Lineage: Eukaryota; Metazoa; Chordata; Actinopteri; Synbranchiformes; Synbranchidae. The record is from RefSeq and is a predicted model, not a curated record. Gene Ontology annotation, molecular function: N-acetylglucosamine 6-O-sulfotransferase activity; chondroitin 6-sulfotransferase activity. The transcript is spliced from 4 exons.